AUGUCUAUAGAACUAUGGAAAAUUUUUGAAAGUAAAGAUUUAAGCCAUGGCUUUUCAAUUAGCAAACAGGGAUUACAAAUUGCAGAAAAGCCUGCACUCUUUAAAAUACAGCAUAAAUUAGAUAAUCCGACCGGACAAUCUCAAACAAAACUAGUGUUUUCUACAAAGCGCAAAGAUUCAUUCCUAUUAAAUAAUUAUAUUGAUUCCUCUGACAUUGAUCCAGAAUCAAACGAAUCAGAUAAAUCACUUGUUUAUCUAGGAAUUCUGUGCCAAAGAGCAGAGGUAAUUUUUGAAACUAGUGAAUUAAAGCCGUUGUCGGAACUAAAUGAUGCGGUUGAUCAAGCUUUAAAACACUAUAAUCCCUAUCAUGAGUUAUUAAAAAUAUUCAAAAUUUACGGAUAUUUUUUACCCAAAAGUAUCAUUUUGGGGCACAGACUAUAUAGAGCUUGUUAUUUGGAUGCGAAGGAAGAUUCAUUACAAUUAACGGAUUGGAAAAAUUUGGACUUUACAGAUAACAGUAACAAUAUUUUGGUUCAAUGGGAAAACUAUAUAAAAUCAUAUGACUUUGACGCAUCAACUAACAACGAUAAAGACGAUACAUUUUUGAUACCAAUGAAUAACGAUGAAGAACUUCAAAACAAAAUUAAAAACAUAUUUGAAAUUGGUGAUCAAACAAACAAACUUAAAGAAAAAGUACUUAUGAUGGGAGUAAUUCCUUUUAAGGACUCAACUGAACUCUAUUAUAUACAAUUUCCCGUUCAUUUGGAUUCCAACAACUAUAAACUUUUUGGAAAACAUGUGACACAAAAUGGUGAACCAAUUGAUACAGCUAUUAACUUUCAAUCUAUGAAUAAAAAUGAUGAUCGCAAUGAAAUUAAUAUACUAAUCCGCGGACAUAAAAAAGAUGAAAUACUAGAAAAUUUCAACAGCGAGAGCAAAACAUCUAAAAACGAACAUGUCCAUGAAUAUUUACUUCAAUGGUGUUUCCUUCCUGGAGAUCAGAAAAUUAUAAAGACUGACAUUACGUCUGUUUCAACUGAAGCAACAAUAAAUUUAAAUGCAGUAGGCCAAAUGUAUCGAACAGAUGAUUUAUGGCUUGAGGACGCUAUUUCAAGAGAAGAGGUUCAUUUCAUUGACUAUAAUGCAUUUACUGAUUUGCAGCAAAUUGAUGAAAACACAUAUAGUUCAAUAUAUAAAGCUGAAUGGAUAGAUUAUGGAUUGACAGUUGCCCUCAAAACCAUCAAAAUAGCAAAUAUUAGAAAACAGAUAGUUGAGGAAUUUGUAAGAGAAGUUUCAUGA
Molecule: messenger RNA, 1299 nt
Organism: Racocetra fulgida
Lineage: Eukaryota; Fungi; Glomeromycota; Glomeromycetes; Diversisporales; Gigasporaceae
Source: the annotation of a GenBank genome assembly